Messenger RNA from Megalops cyprinoides (Indo-Pacific tarpon), 4645 nucleotides. Its product is annotated as angiomotin-like protein 1. The transcript has 14 exons. Gene Ontology annotation, biological process: establishment of cell polarity involved in ameboidal cell migration; angiogenesis; actin cytoskeleton organization. The record is from RefSeq and is a predicted model, not a curated record. Gene Ontology annotation, cellular component: plasma membrane; bicellular tight junction; cytoplasmic vesicle. Lineage: Eukaryota; Metazoa; Chordata; Actinopteri; Elopiformes; Megalopidae. The coding region runs from base 1 to 3102 and encodes 1033 amino acids.
AUGGAUCCUGGAGAUAACUGGAUCCCGGAAGACGUGGCUCGAUGGUUGGAUCAUAUUGGAGUUCACCACAACUCCGCAAAUACACAGAGAGACAACGAAAUUGACCGUCUGCCAAACCAAUAUGAUGUGGAACAAAUGGCGGCUCCUGGGUACCACAGCCUGUGCAGUCCGCUUGGGGUGCUGGAUGACCUGGUCUACUGUUACCCAGAGCAAGUGCCAUAUGUCAGAAAUCAUGAGCUUCUCCCACUGACGGCCCAGUGCUUCACCAGACCUGACAGGGAAUCAGGUGAGGAGAUUUGUUUUGGUGUCUGUGCUGCACCACUCCCCCUGUACCCGCCGGAAAGUGAGAUGCGGGGUUCCGAGGAUGCGGUGUCCGGCACGGUGCUGCAGCGGCUGAUGCAGGAGCACCUGAGGUACGGGGGCCACCAGGGCGACAGCAUGAGCCUGCUGAGCAUGCAGCCACCCCAGCCAGCAGCUCCAUCACAGCCCCUGCACCAGCACCAGGGCACAGCGAGCGCCGGGCCCAGCGCCCUGUCCUCCACCGAGAACCUCCUGCAGGACGACCCCCAGGUGGUCCACCAGUCGACGCGGCAGGAGCCGCAGGGGCAGGAGCACCAGGUCGACAGCACCGCGAUGGAGAAGCAGGGGACGCGGGUCAGCCAGCAGCAGCAACAGCAGCAGCAGCAGCAGCAGCAGCAGAACAACGAGGAGCUGCCCACCUACGAAGAGGCUAAGGCCCAGUCACAGUUCUUCAGAGGCCACCAGCAGCAGCCAGUCACCAUCAGCAGCCAGUACUACAUAGCCGGAGGGGUCCCCAGCACUUCCACCUCCUCCACCACCGCCAUCAGCUCCACUUCCUCCUCCUCCUCGUCCUCCUCGUCCUCGGUGGCGCAGAAGGCGCGGACAGAGGGCAGGGCGACUGUGAACCGCUCGGGCAGCGGGCAGCCCCACAAGGACGAGGCACUGAAGGAGCUGAAGCAGGGCCACGUCAGGUCCCUCAGCGAGCGCAUCAUGCAGAUGUCGCUGGAGCGGAACGGGGCCAAGCAGCACCCUCCGGCGUCCGGCUGCAGCAGCCUGCCUUCCCAGGGAUCCUCCGCCAAAGCCCUGAAAUGCGCAGGGGCGCUGCCGCCCCCACCCCCGCCCCUACCUUCACCGCCCCAGGCUCAGGGGAAAGGAGGGGACCCUCGAGGGCCUCCACCUGAGUACCCCUUCAAGUCUAAGCAAACCCUCUCCCCCACCAGCAAGACCCCUCCGGCCUCCUCUCCCAUGGAGCAUGGACUCUUCUUCAGUGACCAGCACCCUGGACCAAUGACAGACCUGCCAAAGAGCUACCCCAUGCCUCAGCCCACAAAGACAGAGAUCACCUAUGUGAGAUACCCCCCACCGCCAGAGUACUACACCAGGCAGUUCCCGGUGUCCCUCGGGGGCCUGUCCGUGCAGCAGCACAGCCCCAUGUCUUCGCAGGCCUCGUCCCUGUCCGGAGCCCUGCCUCCCCAGCCGCUGCCACCGCCCCUGCCCCUCUCCCACCCCGCCGCUCACCAGCACCCGGGGGCAGCCUUCGCCAUCGUGGCCCGCGCCCAGCAGAUGGUGGAGAUCCUGUCGGAGGAGAACAAGGCGCUGAGGCAGGAGAUGCAGGGCUACUGCGAGAAGGCGUGCAAGAUACAGCGGUUCGAAGCGGAGAUCCAGAAGAUCUCGGAGGCGUACGAGAGCCUGGUGAAGAGCUCGUCCAAGAGGGAGUCCCUGGACAAGGCCAUGAAAAACAAGCUUGAGGGAGAGAUCCGACGCCUGCACGACUUCAACCGGGACCUGAGAGAUCGGCUGGAGACAGCCAACAGGCAGCUGGCCAGCCGGGACCUGGAAGGCCAUGAGGAGGGGCGGGCAACAGGGCUCUAUCUGUCACAGAGCAGGGAAAGCAUAAAAGAGAGAGAGAAGCUGGAGAUGGAGGUUGCAGCUUUGCGCUCAGCUAACGAGGACCAGAGGCGACACGUGGAGAUCCUGGAGCAGGCCCUCAACAACGCGCAGGGCAAGGUGGUCAAGCUGGAGGAGGAGCUGCGGAAGAAGCAGGUGUACGUGGACAAGGUGGAGAAGCUGCAGCAGGCCCUGUCUCAGCUGCAGGCCGCCUGUGAGAAGCGCGAGCAGCUGGAGAAGAGGCUGCGCACGCGGCUGGAGCGGGAGCUGGAGUCUCUGCGCUCGCAGCAGCGUCAAGGGGGAGGGGCCCAGAGCGCCCCACCCUCGGAGUACAACGCCCCUGCCCUGAUGGAGCUGCUGAGGGAGAAGGAGGAGCGCAUCCUGGCCCUGGAGGCCGACAUGACCAAGUGGGAGCAGAAGUACCUGGAAGAGAGCGCCAUGAGGCACUUUGCCAUGGAUGCGGCCGCCACCGCCGCAGCACAGAGGGACACCACUAUAAUAAACCAUUCCCGCAAUGGCAGUUACAGUGACAGCUCGCUGGAGGCGCGUAUCUGGCAGGAGGAGGAGGAGAUCCUGCAAGCCAACCGCCGCUGCCAGGACAUGGAACACAGGAUAAAGAACCUGCACGCUCAGAUUAUCGAGAAGGACGCCAUGAUCAAGGUGCUCCAGCAGCGCUCCAGGAAGGAGCCGGGGAAGACGGACACCGUGCCGCUGCGCCCCGCCCGCUCGGUGCCUUCCAUCUCCGUGGCGACGGGCCUGCACCUGCGGCAGGCCUCCCAGACCAGCGGCCAGAUCCCAGAGGAGAGGAGGGAGGAGAGGGGCUGGAAGGGCAGCAUGAGUAUACUGCUGGGCAAGGAGCCCCUGGAGCACCUCCUGCCGUCCCUUCAGCUGCUCCCUGCACCUGCUUCGCUACCCUCCACCCCCCUGCUCUCCACCCACAUGAAGACGGGCAGCAAGGAUAGCAGCACCCAGACGGAAAAGAGCCCUGAGCUGCUGAGGGCCACGCCCAUCGCAGGCAGGGCCAGGCUGGGCAACACGCCCAGCAGCAGCCCAAUCAUGCGCCACACCCUGACCAGGGGUGGAGCUGAGAAGACAGAGAACACCCUGGGGAAGGCUGCAGAAGGAAGACCUCCUCUGGGCUCUGGCCACAGGCAUGAGCUCCCCGACUCGGACGUGGUGGAGAUACUCAUCUGAGCUGGCGCCAGAGCUGAGGCAGCGAGAUGUUUAUUGUCAGAUUCACAGAGGGUGUCAUAUGAGGGAGUCAAGCGAAGGCAGAGAGGGACAGCGGGAAAGGGAAAGGGAGGCUCAGGAAGUGGGCAUGUGAAUGGCCGACUGUCAGAAAACAUGGUAGGAUGGUGUUUUCCCCCAUACGGAGGAAGAAGGAUCAGAGAAACUCUGACAUUGGCAGAAAGAGACUCUUGAAAGUUGGAAGAAAGGCCUCAAAGCAAUGAAAAGAGAAGACAGAAUUACUGGUUGGAGAGAGGCUAAGCAGUGAUGAAUGACCAUGGAAUGUGUAGGGUGUUGAGGGCUGAAGGGAUACAUGAUUUGUUUGAGAAUUGUGAAAGUAGGCAGUUGUUUCUUUUGGUACUGUUACCACAGAGUCUUAAAAAUGUCCUGGGCACUGUCCAUGGAGCACUGCUUAUGAGCAGGGCAUUCUGGAGAUGUGUAGUGCCAUUAUGGUUCAAGCAGAUAAUGGCAGUGCAUUCAGCCACGCUCUGUUUGCUACCAGUUCUAUAAAGGAACAGCAGAAUGCAAGAUAUGUGUACCACAACUUCACCACAGCUCCAAUGGAUACUUCAAAUAGGAAUGGAGAGAAAGUUUUGUUUGGGCUAAGAAGUAAUACGAUUUUUCUCCUACAAGACAUGCAGUGACCCUGUAUGUAUUUUUUCAGCUGUCAAGUCUGUGGGAGGCUAGCAGCUCUCUUGUGUCUGGCUUGCAUUCCUGUAGGACUUCAACCUUGACUAAAAAGCUGUCACAGCCACUGGCACAGCCGUGAAAGCUGAUAUCACAAUUACGAGUGGGAGACAACAGUUGGACAGAGCGAGUCAUGUCAAACGUGAGGGGGUGAUGGGGGGGGGGGGUGAGAAUGUCCUUCUGUUCUCUCCUUCAUACAUAUUAAUAAUAAUAGUCUAUUCUAAAUGAAUUGGCACAAAUUAAAACCCAUAUUCCGAUGUUAUUAUCCCUGACUCCACUGUCUUUUCUGGAUAGACUAGCGUGCAUUUUAACUCCAGUUCUCUGUUAUGAAAGGUUUAAAAAAAAUCAACUAAGUCCACACCCCCCUCCCCUCCUGGCCAGGGAAAAAAUUCAUAUUGGCUUUUGCACUUACCUUGUUCUAUCCUGUUCAUAAAAUGUAGAUAUUUUUAUGUUAGUACUAUAUUUCCCCUUUGUGCACCUUACAGACUCAGAGCAAUAGGUUUAAAUUAAAAAUGAAAACCUAGAGAUAGUAGUGUGUAAAUCAAUCAAGUUAUUGAUUAUGGGAAAGGGCAAGUAAAAACAAACCCUCUAAAUGCCUUUGGGGAUCAUGUGAAAAGAGUAUUAGGCUAAGCUUGUGCUAAGAGUUGAGAGAAGCAAGAACUUGUGAACAUGCAAAGGAUUAUGAAUGACUCAGACUUUUUUUUUUUACUGAAAUAAAUAUUUUUGAUGUUUUACAAAUAUAUAUCAAAUUACAGAUGAACCCAGUUAAUGUCUGUUGAAGUUGACAUACCAACCCUCUUAAAACCUUUAAAACAUUUUCCAU